AUGAAAUUCAUUGUACUCUUCUUCCUCCUAGCAUCAUCAUCAUCAUAUUCAUAUGCUCAAUCCCCUGUAGCACUAGUAGUGGCUCAUGUCCCUUCCACCAGAGCAAUGCUCCCCAUGUUACUCGUGAUCUUCCUCUUCGCCCUCCUCUUCACCGCAUUUUGCUCCAUCUUCAUUCGCUACUGCUCCCACGAAGAACAACCCCAGGCGCUUCCACAAGCCACGCGCGUGCUCGCCACGUGUCCCGUCACGUCCUACUCCGCAGUCAAAAUGAGGACACCGCAAAACCCUGUGUUUCAGUGUGCGAUGUGUUUGGCGGAGUUCAACGACGCCGACGACGCGCUCCACUUGCUACCCAAGUGCGGUCACGUGUUCCACGCGCACUGCAUCGACGCGUAG
Glycine soja is the source of this 396-nucleotide messenger RNA. RefSeq names its product E3 ubiquitin-protein ligase ATL6-like. The transcript has a single exon. NCBI's taxonomy places the organism in Eukaryota, Viridiplantae, Streptophyta, Magnoliopsida, Fabales, Fabaceae. The coding region runs from base 1 to 396 and encodes 131 amino acids. The record is from RefSeq and is a predicted model, not a curated record.